GAGAGAGCCGAGCGAGCACCGUGGCCACGCCCCCUUCCCUCUGACGUCACAGAGAGAGAGAGAGAGAGAGACCAGACGGGGACAACAUGGCGGAGCGGAGGAGACACAGGAAGCGGGUUCAGGAGGUGGGUGAGCCAUUCAAAGAAGAAAAGGCUGUUGCUAAAUACCUGCGGUUCAACUGUCCAACCAAGUCUACCAACAUGAUGGGUCACAGAGUUGAUUAUUUCAUUGCAUCAAAAGCUGUGGAUUGCCUUUUGGAUUCUAAGUGGGCAAAAGCCAAGAAAGGAGAAGAAGCUCUGUUUACAACUCGAGAAUCUGUAGUUGAUUAUUGCAACAGGCUUCUGAAGAAACAGUUUUUUCAUCGAGCACUAAAAGUGAUGAAAAUGAAACCAGACAAGGACAUAAAAAAAGAGAAAGAGAAAGGAAAGACUGAGAGUGGAAAGGAAGAUGAGAAAAAGAGCAAAAAGGAUGGUGGGAAAGAUGAGAAGGCUAAGAAGGAGAAAGAAAAGGAGAAGAAAAAGGAUGGUGAGAAAGAAGAGGGAAAGAAGGAUGAGACCCCAGGCACACCUAAAAAGAAGGAGACAAAAAGAAAGUUUAAACUUGAACCUCAUGAAGAUCAAGUUUUUCUGGAUGGAAACGAGGUAUAUGUGUGGAUCUAUGACCCAGUUCAUUUUAAAACAUUUGCCAUGGGACUCAUACUUGUGACUGCUGUUAUAGCUGCAACCCUUUUCCCACUCUGGCCUGCAGAGAUGCGAGUAGGAGUUUAUUAUCUGAGUGUAGGGGCCGGGUGUUUUGUGGCUAGCAUUCUCCUCUUGGCUGUUGCUCGUUGCAUCCUUUUCCUUAUCAUCUGGCUGAUAACGGGUGGAAGGCAUCACUUCUGGUUCUUGCCCAAUCUCACCGCUGAUGUUGGCUUCAUUGAUUCCUUCCGACCCCUGUACACACAUGAGUACAAAGGACCAAAAGCUGACUCAAAGAAAGAGGAGAAGUCAGAAUCCAAAAAGCAACCCAAAUCUGACAGUGAAGAGAAAUCUGACAGUGAGAAAAAGGAAGAUGAGGAUGGCAAAGCUGAUCAGCUGGGAAACUUGGGAUCUGAAGGUUCUGGAGGCGAACGGAAUUCAGACACAGACAGUGACAGGCGAGAAGAUGACCGGUCUCAGCACAGUAGUGGCAAUGGAAAUGAUUUUGAAAUGAUAACUAAAGAGGAACUUGAUCAGCAAACAGAUGAAGAGGAUUGUGAAGAAGAUGAAGAGGAUGAGGAAGAUACUAGGCCUUUACAUGAACAAUCCUAAUUAAGCUAUUGUUUGGGACUGAAUAUUGUGCAGGCAGUUGGAUUUUCUGCAUUGGCUGGAACACCAUGUUUUUUCCUAAUUUGCUGAAGUAUACAGUUUAGCCAAAUAACUUUAUAACAUCAUUCCUGAUUUGUUUUUACAAAGAGGAAAAAUAAAACAAAAUACUUAAUAAGAUAAGUUCUAAGUAGUCUAAUAUACAUUUACAAAAGCUAUCUGUUACACCUUUUGUUGAUCAGUAGAUGUUUUGAUUUGUCUAGAUGAGUCAUCAAGCAUAUUGAAGAACAUAGUUUGCUUAAUAAUAUUUUGGGAGAUUGCAUGUUUGCAGUAAGUGAACACUUCCAGAAUAGUAAUCUAAAAUGGUAAUUGUUGAAUGACCAUCUCUCACGUUUAUUCCUGGCAGGUUAAUUUGAUUGCUGCUUAUAACAAAGUACUCUUCAGUUUAUCAUAUUGAUACUGUUAAUCUUUAUAAAACUAUAAAACUAUUCUUAGGACUUUUUGUUUAAGAAGAAAACAUUUUUCUUCAGAUAUGCAAGAUAGUGCUAACUUGGCUGUAGGGUUAUAAGCUUCUUUUUAGCUGUGUUCAUCCAGCUUAGGAAAUCCAGUCUGUUCUGUCCUUCUGGUUGAGAGCAUAAAAUAUCAUCUCCAGCAGGUUUAAAAGGAAAAAAACCCAGCAUAAUAUGGAAGUUAUAGCUGUUGUUUUGACCUGCCCCAUCAUAAUACAAAAAGUGUAUUCUGUACAUAACAUACAAAUAAAGUAAACCCCUUAUUUUACCUGUUACUUAUUAUUUGAAAGUUUUAUCCAAUUUUCAGUUUGUGUAAUUAAAAGCCAUUUCAGGAUGUGUGUGUUUUAGGGAAAUGCAAGUUACAAAGACCUCACAGAAUCAGUGAGAUUGGCAGCUGUUUCCAUGGCGGCUUCAGUUCUGUGCCAACAUUCCAUAUAUUCAAGUUCAAGAGAACUGAUUCUAAUUUAACAGAAGCAGACAGCAUAGUUCUGUGUAUGCCUUAAUGUUAAUGAUUUCCUUCUGUCUUCAGAAAGUGGAGUACUGUAUUUGAUGAGUAGACACUGCCAUGAGAGAGUAUUCACCUCUUUAGAAGGAUAGGCAUAAAGAUUUUACAGAGUUCAUACAAAAGUAACCAAGACCAAAUAAUUUCUUGAAACCUUGGGGGAGUUUGAGUAUUCACCUUCUCUCUUGCACAUCCUUUAUUUCACUGACUUGGGAGACCAUUGUGUGUUUAGUUCUAUAAACAUUUUUAAAGUUAAGACUUUACGUCAUUCCUGUGAAUCACUGAAUUUCAGUCUGAAACUGAAAUUAUGAAUACAGAUUCAGUUCUUUCUAGUAAGGAGGUAAUGCUAGUUAUUUGCUUGCAUUUUCAAUAGUUGACAUAACAGAUUUCUCCUUUUUCCAUCACCAGUGUUUUGACUGAAGAUGUUAAUUUUUCUGAUUGUGCAAAUAUAUACAUUUUAUGUGUGCAUUGAUAAAAACCAUUCACAAA
Molecule: messenger RNA, 2783 nt
Organism: Sceloporus undulatus (fence lizard)
Lineage: Eukaryota; Metazoa; Chordata; Lepidosauria; Squamata; Phrynosomatidae
Gene: SEC62
Product: SEC62 homolog, preprotein translocation factor
Exons: 8
Coding region: 87-1289 (400 amino acids)
Biological process (GO): post-translational protein targeting to membrane, translocation
Cellular component (GO): endoplasmic reticulum membrane; endoplasmic reticulum
Source: RefSeq, a predicted model, not a curated record